Messenger RNA from Chondrus crispus (carragheen), 1074 nucleotides. RefSeq lists its product as hypothetical. NCBI's taxonomy places the organism in Eukaryota, Rhodophyta, Florideophyceae, Gigartinales, Gigartinaceae. The record is from RefSeq and is a predicted model, not a curated record. The transcript has a single exon. The coding region runs from base 1 to 1074 and encodes 357 amino acids. Gene Ontology annotation, biological process: maturation of SSU-rRNA from tricistronic rRNA transcript (SSU-rRNA, 5.8S rRNA, LSU-rRNA). Gene Ontology annotation, cellular component: nucleolus.
AUGGCUCGCUUUAAGCUCGCAGAAGUUGAGGGAUCUGUCAUGCUGCCGCCUUGCGCCACCGACGUGCUUGUGAGUAAAGCCGUGCAGCAGAAGAGGUCCGCAAAACACAAGGCCGUCGAAGGGUCUAGUAUCCCGGCCUUACAGAGAACGGACGACCGGAAGAUGAAUGGCGAAAGGAGGGAUAAGGGAGAGGACGUCGGUGAAGAGGAGGACGGCGAUGGCGAUGAUAAUAACAAGAAUGUGAAUGUGGAUGUAGAUGUGGAUGAAGAUGAGGAGCCCUCAAUACAGCAAAAGUUGGUUGCGCUGGGGAUUAGCCAAGGAGAUGGCGAUUUUGGUGCUUCUAAGGCUUUUCCGAAUGCGAGCGGUGAGAAGAGCAUACUUGGGUCGCGAGCGAACGUUUUGAUGCAGGCUAUUCGGGCACAGGAUCAAAGUUUGUUUGAUGACACAAUUGAGAAGAUGAGAGACGUUAAGCUGAUCAGGACGACUGUGGAGCGGUUGCCGCAAUCGGUGGCCGCGGGGGAUCUUCUAGACAUGUUGGUGGAUCGGUUGCAACGGUUUCCGACAAAGGCUGAAACGUUGGCAAGAUGGAUUCGAGAGGUGUUGAUGGAACACACGGGGGCGCUGAUGAGUCAGCAGAGAAAUAAGGCUCUUGUGGCGCUCGUAGAGAUUGUGAAAGAAAGAACGCAAGCGCUUGAAGGGCUCUCGAGAUUGCAGGGUCGCUUGGAGCUGGUCUUGACCAGAGCGGAUAAGCUGAAACGAGCUGGGAGAACGAUGACCGGCGAUGCCGAGCCGAAGGCGCAGUAUGAGGAAGAAGAAGGGUCGGAAGACGAGUCGGACGAGUCAAGCGACGACAGCGACAGCGAAGCCGGAAGCGAGGAUGCCGAGGAUGAAACUGGGGAACUGGAUUCAGAGCAAAGUAGCAGCGAAGAUGGCAGUGGUUCAGAGAUGGAGGAUGUAGCCGUCAGAGUACCUGAGAGGGCACCAAGACAAGGUGAUAUUGCAAUGAAAAAGAUGAAUGGGCACGGCCCCGGCGACAAGAUUGGGAGUCCUGAUUCGUCCUCAGACGAAAUUUAA